Molecule: messenger RNA, 1004 nt
Organism: Erythranthe guttata (spotted monkey flower)
Lineage: Eukaryota; Viridiplantae; Streptophyta; Magnoliopsida; Lamiales; Phrymaceae
Source: RefSeq, a predicted model, not a curated record
GUAAUUCAUUGGUAUUUUGUUGAACUGUUGAUAUCUAUUGGCUCAGCCACUAAUUAAUUAGUUGAAUAUUCGUAGUUAGAUUAAUCUUGUACAAGAUACUAGGGUUUUGGAGUGUUGAAUAUCAAUCUAUAAGAGCCUUAACUUUGAAAGGGGUUUAAUUUAUGAAUUUUUUUUUAACAGAAAAAUGUCGGAAAUUCCGGUGCUAGGGCGUAUGCGGCGGCUCAAUAACAUGAUUGAAUCCUUCAAAGAAGGAAUGGGUACGGCUAUCGGGGAGUUGGCCAUGCAAGCGUUACUAAACCACCCGUACCCUCCAGGGUGUGGCGGGGUUCGAAUCCCGGACGAAAUUGAAAAGGAUGAAAAGCUUGCUAGAUUGUGGCCUCAAAUAGAGCAACACAUUUUAGAGUGGCGUAAGUUAGUCUACUUGAUGGGUUACGUAAUGAGGACCCACAUCGAAGAAAUUACCAACCCUAGUUUAGAGUUACUUAUUGACAAUGCCGAGAAAGCAUUGCCUUUUGAGCAAACAAAUCCUCGCGUAAAACGAGUCCGGGAUGCCACUAAGAUCCUCGUACAACAAUCCAUGCGUUUGGACAAACUAGUCAGGGCUUACGAGGACCAAGCCACAGCUUAUGCUCAAGAAAACAACGAUCUCGAUACUAUGGAAUGGUAUGGGAAGAAUGCGAGUAGGUAUUUGCCAAGCCCUUCGGUAAUGAUUGAAAAGCUACAACGGGAGCCGAACGAGAUUGCGGCGAUCUUAUCACCAUUGAUUAACAUGGAUGGUAAGCAAGUCCUGCAUCAUGAGCCCAAAGUAGCAGCAAAUAUAGAUUGGGGAUGUAACGCCAUCUGGAAAAUAAGGAUGGCGUCGUCGUCUUUACUCUCAACGCCGCCAUCUGGAAAAUAAGGACGACGUAGUUAUCUUUUCAUCUUUGACUAGCUAGACAUAUUACUUUCUCUCUCUCUCUCUCUCUCUCUCGAAAUGAUUUGCGUGUACGUGGAUCAGAUGAUCG